CUGGUCAAGCUAGCUAGCUGCACGCUACCAAGACUAGACUCCCUUGCAAGCUAUCGCUUAGAGAGACAACAAGAGCUGUACCUGUGUGUGUGUGUUAUCCAAGAAGAGAAACUGCAAGCCCUCCCCUGUCGGACAUACCGUGCGUGAGAUGGGUCUCUGUGUGCUACUGCUUGUGGCUGCUCUGACAGCCCUUGCUCGAGGACAAGGCCCUAUGAUCACAGAACAACCAAGCAACCAGACAGAUAUCCCAUUGGGUGAAAAUACCACAUUCACAGUCACAGUAAAUGCUACUGGAGGCAUCAUUACCUACCAGUGGCAGUAUGGUGGGAGGAACAUUACCAACACUGCUGACAUGUACUCUGGCACCACCACAUCCACCCUCACUGUCAUCACAGUAGCUGCCUCUGAUGAGGGAGCUUAUACCUGUGUUGUGUCAAAUGAGAAUGGAACUGUGACCUCUGCCCAGGCAUUUCUAACAGUUGUGAUUGAUUGUGGCUCACUUCCCAACCCUGGUAAUGGAUCAGUGAGCACUUCUAAUACUACUCGUGGAGGUAUUGCUACCUACUCUUGUGACACUGGCUUCAAUCUGGAUGGAAGUAUGACCAGGACAUGUCAGAUUGAUGGAGACUGGAGUGGGACUCCUCCAACUUGUGAUAUUGUCAACUGUGGUGGCCCCCCUAACCCCUCCAAUGGAGCAGUGAACACAUCCUCUGGAACCACCUUUGGGGACACUGCUACCUACAGCUGUAACACUGGCUACAAUCUGAAUGGAACAAACACUAGGACUUGUCAGGCUAAUGGAAACUGGAGUGGCAAUGAACCAGCUUGUGAUAUUGUCACCUGUCCAGCUCUCUCUGACCCUAAUAAUGGAAUGGUCAAUGUGCCUAGCAACAACUUUGGGAGCAUUGCUACCUACACCUGUGUCCGUGGCCACAAUCUGACUGGAGACGCCACUAGAACUUGUGAGGCUACUGGAAUGUGGAGUGGCAGUGUACCAGUUUGUACUCUUAUUAACUGUGGUGACCUCCCUGGUCCGGACAAUGGCUUGGUCACUAUCACUAUUGGCGACUUUGGUAGCAAUGCUUCCUACACGUGUGAAACUGGGUACAAUCUGAAUGGAGAUAUGACCAGAAUGUGUCAGGAUAGUGGAGACUGGAGUGGCACUGCUCCUACUUGUGAUCCUGUUGACUGUGGUUCCCUGGACGACCCCACUGAUGGAGCAGUGAACACAUCCUCUGGAACCACCUUCAUGAUGAAUGCUACCUACAGCUGUGACUUUGGCUAUAAUCUGAAUGGAGUCACCACCAGGACUUGUCAGGCUACUGGAGACUGGAGUGGCGGUGAUCCAACCUGUGAUAUUGUCACCUGUCCAGCUCUCUCUAACCCUGAUAAUGGAAUGGUCAACGUACUUAACAACAACUUUGGGACCGUUGCUAACUACACGUGUAACACUGGCUACAUGCUGACUGGAGAUGUAAUUAGAGUUUGUGAGGUUAAUGGAGACUGGAGCGGGACUGCUCCAACUUGUGAUAUUGUCACCUGUCCAACUCUCUCUGACCCCACCAAUGGAAUAGUUGAUGUCACCACUACCACCUUUACGAGCAAUGCUACCUACACCUGUAACUCUGGAUACACUCUGACUGGAGAUAUGACCAGGACUUGUGAGGCCAGUGGAAAUUGGAGUACUAGUGAACCAACAUGUACUGCUGUUGAUUGUGGCUCCCUCUCUGACCCCUCCAAUGGAAUGGUUGAUGUAACUACCACCACCUUCACGAGCAAUGCUACCUACACCUGUAACACUGGCUACAAUCUGACUGGAUAUAUGACCAGGACUUGUGAGGCCAAUGGAAAUUGGAGUACUAGUGAACCAACCUGUGACUUGACUUGUGAGGACCUCACACUAAUCAAUGGGAUGGUUGUGUACAACGACACCACCAUCCCCAGAGCUGUGGGCUCCACUGCCACCUACUCCUGUAACACUGGCUAUAACCUAACCCUCGGUGAUGUACGUGACUGUACAGCUACUGGCUGGGUGGGUACCGUGGCAACGUGCAUGGCUGUUGACUGUGGUGACCUCACUGACCCCAUCAAUGGAACAGUGGACACAUCCUCUGGAACUACUUUUAAUAUGACUGCUACCUACACCUGUGACACUGGAUACACUCUGACUGGAUACAACACUAGGACUUGUGGGAGUGAUGGAGUGUGGAUGCCUCAGGCUCCCAUCUGUAAUCUGACCUCCCCUAGCAUCACCACACAGCCAGGGAACACUGCCUACCUCAUCCCUGGAAACACUGCAACCUUCACUGUGAUGUCAGGAGAACUCCAGCUGUCCUACCAGUGGCAAGUCAACGGUGCUGACAUCAACGACACAGCUGGUCGUUAUUCUGGCACCACCACGGGCACUCUGACUGUGCUCAAUGUAACUGAUGCUGACAGUGCACUAAUGUUCUCGUGUGUAAUCACCAACCCUGCUGGAAGCAUCACUUCCAUGCCGCCUGCUCAAAUACUCAUUUUGUCACUCCCUAGAGUAACGAUGAUGAUAAUGGACCAAGUGGUUGGUGUUGGUGACAAUGUAAUAAUAUCUUGUUCUGCUGUGUCUGAUGAUGGACUGGUGACCGUGGGCCUAACAACAACAGCUAGCAAUAUGGCUGACCUUCCCUUGCCUGUGGCUAACAACACUAUGGUAGAGCUGAUGAAUGUGACGAUGGAUCGUGCUGGUAACUACACCUGUACUGCUACUAAUGCCCGAGGGCCUGUCACCUCCACUGGUCGCCUCUACGUAGUGGCUGUUGAACCUAUAGCUGACCAGAGUGUCCCCACUGGCAAUAAUGCCACCUUCAUCUGUGUGGCAGUGGGUGCUCCUAGCAGUGUCAUGUACAAUUGGACGCACGAUUUGUCUGGGAUGUCUGUACCUAUAAGAAACUCCAUGAUAGCUGAUCGUGUCUUUGGUAUCAACACUAACAUGUUGACUAUUAUGAAUGUGGGUGUUCAAGAUGAGGAUGGAUAUAGGUGUACUGUCAGUGUGGAUGGAGUGAUGCUGGAGUACUUCACUGCUAUGCUCUCUGUUGUCACUCCAUUCUUCAACCAGACACUGUUACCAGAGUACCUGCUCACUGCUGGAGAUACCCUCAAUCUGACUUGCAUAGGGGAGAACCCAGUGGGAGCAGAGUCUCCACUCUUUAUACAAUGGAGAUUUGACUUUACUUUCUUAAACGAAUCUGAUCCAAGAAUCACUAACAUGAUGAUUGGGUCUAACCAGCUACUCAGUCAACUGCUGAUUCCCAACAUUCAGCCUACCUAUAGAGGCGAAUUUGGUUGUUAUCUUUCCAACAGACGUACCUUUGAAACUAUAAAUGCAGUAUCCAGCUUAACCAAUGUCACAGUUUUCUUUACUCCUGAACCAAGUUUCCCUGCUGGAGGAUAUCGAUUCCAAGCUGGCACUAACAAUGAUGUUGAAUGCACUAUACAGUCUAUACCUAUGACUACAUUUGCUGGACUCUUUGAGGUCGUUGAUGGGGUUGAGGUACUAAGGGCCAAUGUAACACAGCCAGACAACAUGCCUUCUGUUAAAGUGAAGUACACCAUCAUGAAUAUACAACUGGAUAGGCACAAUCGUGUCUUUGUGUGCCGUGCAACUAACCAGAAUGGAAAUGAAUCAGUACAGACCACUAUCCAGGUGUUUGGUGUUCCUGACCAAAUUAACCACAGUCUCAUUGUAACCACACCCAUUUCCUUGGCAUCUAUGAGUGUUCGCUUCCCCACCCCUAGUGACAACAACUCCCCCAUCACUGCCUACAUGUACAUGCUAUGUCAGGGCCCGUGCGCCAACUCAGCCACUCCAACGACCACUAUGAAUUACCAAGAUGGAGACGGCUACAUACUGUUUACUAUUGGUGGUCUGAUACCAAACAGUGUGUAUACUCUGAGAGUGGCUGCCGUUAACGAAGCAGGCAAUGGACCCACACCCACUAAUGAUACUGAUGCUCACACCUUCAACUCCUCCACUAGUGCUGAUGCAGCCCCUGUCAACCUGAUGGUGUCCACCAACGUAAUCACCCGAACAUCACUGCUCCUCAGCUGGGCCCUCCCCCCUCUAGCCAUGCCUGCUGAUGUGGUCACCACGAGCUUUAACAUCUCCUGGACUAGGGCGACUGAUGCUGAUCCCCCUCUCUUUGAUAUCAUUCCGUUUGUGCCUAACCUACCUCAAGGCUAUCUCAUCAGCGGCCUAGUAGCGGACGGACUCUAUGAGAUUUCUGUUGUCGCAAUAUAUUCAGCUCCCAUGUUCACCAGCAGUGCAGCUAUGAUUAUGCAGAGAACCCUUGAUGUAGGAUUGGAACCUCCUGCACUCAUCAACAAUACCAAACCCUUCACCGCCAUUGGCCAGCUCCCUGCAGAAGGAGGGUCACCCACUAGCGUACGAAUAGAAUGGCCUGUACCACCAGUACUAUUUGUCAGAGGCUACCGUGUUAUCAUCACCUUUGUACCGUUCACAUCACCGACACGAAGGAAGCGUCAGGCUCCUGUCACCAUAACCACCCCUAAUAACUUUACUGUGAUCAAUGAUUUCUCUGGAGGCGCUACAUACACUCCCAAUGUAGCUGCUGAGAUUGGACCUGAUGGGUCAGAUCCUGUCUUUGUGAAUGUGUUUCCUAACGACGCCACCUUCAUUGCACCAGAGAGAGCUCCUAAUCGCCCGACCGGUUUGAUGGUGGUCCCUAAUCCUUAUCGUGCACUGGACCUCUCCUGGAACCUUCCGACACAACCUAAUGGAGUCUUGCGACGAUGCACCAUAACAGAGACCAGCUCCAUAACAGGGAUCCAGGCACUGACUACACAUUCGAAUUGA
Messenger RNA from Halichondria panicea, 4849 nucleotides. RefSeq lists its product as uncharacterized. Lineage: Eukaryota; Metazoa; Porifera; Demospongiae; Suberitida; Halichondriidae. The transcript has 22 exons. Bases 149 to 4849 code for a protein of 1566 amino acids. Gene Ontology annotation, molecular function: protein binding. The record is from RefSeq and is a predicted model, not a curated record.